Abrus precatorius (Indian licorice) is the source of this 1017-nucleotide messenger RNA. RefSeq names its product dehydrin ERD14-like. Gene Ontology annotation, cellular component: membrane. NCBI's taxonomy places the organism in Eukaryota, Viridiplantae, Streptophyta, Magnoliopsida, Fabales, Fabaceae. The transcript is spliced from 2 exons. The record is from RefSeq and is a predicted model, not a curated record. Gene Ontology annotation, biological process: response to water. The coding region runs from base 144 to 773 and encodes 209 amino acids.
GUUAAUCGCGGGAUGGGCGCGUUGUAUCAAGUAUAAAUGUUGUCCCACACACCACCUUAAACCCAUCAUCUUAUUCACACUUUCAUAUACUUUACUUUCUGAAGCUCCACUUACACACUUUGUUUCACUUCCCAAUUCCGAUCAUGGCUGAAGAGAAUCAGAACAAAUAUGAGACCUCUCAGAGCACCGAAACGGAGAUCAAGGAUCGCGGUGUUCUUGAUUUCCUCGGCAAGAAAAAGGAAGAAGAAAAGCCUCAAGAGGAAGUCAUCGUCACUGAGUUCGGAAAGGUGACAGUGUCUGAGGACAAAAAAGAAGACGAAGGAGAGAAGAAACACACCCUCUUCCAGAAGCUUCACCGAUCUGACAGCAGCUCAAGCUCCUCAAGCGAGGAGGAAGGAGAAGGAGGGGAGAAGAAGAAGAAGAAAAAGAAGGAAAAGAAAGGGCUGAAAGAGAACGUUGGUGGUGAUGAUCAUCACAAGGAGGAGGACACGAGUGUUCCAGUUGAGAAAGUUGAGGUAAUUGAUGCAGCACAUCCUGAGGAAAAGAAGGGUUUCCUCGACAAAAUUAAGGAGAAGCUACCAGGUGGUCACAAGAAGACAGAGGAGGCAACGGUCCCUUCCCCUGCACCUGCAGCAUCAUAUGAGCAUGGUGAGGGUGGUCAUGAAGGUGAGGCCAAGGAGAAGAAAGGUAUUUUAGAGAAGAUAAAAGAGAAGCUUCCUGGUUAUCAUCCCAAGACAGAGGAAGAGAAAGAAAAGGACAGUGCUUCUCACUGAGGUUAUGAUUCAGACAUUCAAGAUGGUUGUGGUGUGCUUUGCUUUAAUUUCAUGAUGAGCUUUUCUUUCUGUUUCUUGAUGCAUACCGUGUUGUUCUGUAUCUUUUACGUAUACAUUGAAGUUUGCGUAGGAUUCCUUUUGUUUUUUUGAUAAAUUUGUUUGGGGUAAAAAGAACAAAAAAUGUAUUGAAAGAAAAAGAAUGGAGUAAUGUAUUUUAUUUGUGUUUUGAAAUUUCUUUUUUAAU